AUGCGCCUUACCUGGUUCUGCGUCUGUGUCCUCCUGUCCACCAUCACAUCACCCGUAAUUGGUGCCCCAAUCGCCCGUGCACCAGCCGAAGUCGGCAUUGAACAAAGAUUGCUAGAAGACACGUUACACGAAGAUGUUCAUCGGGGGAUUGAUGAAGUUACGUCAACCAUGAGGCGGAGGUCGCCUGAAGGGGAGAUGUGGAAGAACAACGUCCAUGAAGAGGUGCGAGAGAACGCGCCGUCCGCUAGCCCUCACCCCUUCGACCCAGCAACACCCAGCUACUCGCGAGACAAGCGACUAUCGCCGGUUGCCAUCUCGGAUGAACUCCAGGCAUAA
Pisolithus orientalis is the source of this 336-nucleotide messenger RNA. RefSeq lists its product as uncharacterized. Bases 1 to 336 code for a protein of 111 amino acids. The record is from RefSeq and is a predicted model, not a curated record. The transcript is spliced from 3 exons. NCBI's taxonomy places the organism in Eukaryota, Fungi, Basidiomycota, Agaricomycetes, Boletales, Pisolithaceae.